CAAUAUCUCACAGUUUCCCUCUCCAAUCCGUAACAACAACCAAAAAUAAAAGACAUCCCCCAAAGCUCAGCCAGUCCCUCUCAGUAUCUGAGCAAAUUAGCAACCUGCUAUAUCAAGGGGAUUCCACUGCUGCUCCUGGAGACCUGUCACUCUCCUCCACUCAGAUUCCAAGACAAACCCAGCCAAAGUGAUGGAUUUUUGGACAGUUUCAUUGAGGAUCCUGCUGUUCCCAUCAGCUUUGGGCUUCUGCUCUGAUCUCUUUCAUUCUGAAUGCUAUACUGUUAAUGGAGCGGACUACAGAGGAACACAAAACCAGACAUCGUUGGAUAAUGGGAAGCCAUGCCUUUUCUGGAAUGAGACUUUCCAGCAUCCAUACAAUACGUUAAAAUACCCCAAUGGUGAGGGAGGUUUGGGAGAUCACAACUACUGCAGAAACCCAGAUGGCGAUGUCAGUCCCUGGUGUUACAUAUCCGAGAAUGAGGAUAGUGUGUACUGGAAGUAUUGUGACAUUCCAACCUGCAGAAUGCCUGGCAAUCUCGGCUGCUUCAAAGACCACGGGAAUCCCCCGCCAUUAACUGGCAUCACAGAAACAUCCAACAAACAGACCAUACAAACCUGCAUAAGCAUGUGUCGGAGACAGCGAUACAAGUUUGCCGGGCUUGAGUCCGGAUUUGCCUGCUUCUGCGGUAACAAUGCAGAUUACCGGAAACACGGGGAGACUCCAAGCACGGAUUGCAACAGUGUAUGUUUUGGGGAUCACACACAGCCGUGUGGUGGAGAUGGACGAAUUAUCCUGUUUGACUCACUGGUUGGAGCCUGCGGUGGAAAUUAUACCAUGGAUUCUGCUGUAAUUUACUCUCCAGACUUCCCAGACACUUACGGAACAGGAAAAGUUUGCUAUUGGACAAUUCAGGUCCCUGGAGCAACUGUAUUCCAUUUUAAUUUCACCUUUUUUGAUAUUAAGGACUCCAGGGAUAUGGUUGAGUUUUUGGACGGUUACACAAAGCAGGUUUUGGUGCGGUUUGAUGGCAGAAACCAUCCAUCUCACUCCUUCAACAUAUCUCUUGAUUUUGUCAUUCUCUAUUUCUUCUCUGAUCGCGUCAAUCAAGCACAAGGUUUUGCUCUGGUUUACCAAGCAUUCAAGGACCAGGCUUUUGAGAAGCCAAAAACCCUCAUCAAUCAGACACAAACAGAGCUGAUCACACAAACAACCAACCUUAGCAUCAACGCAGCUCGGUCUUCAAAGAUCCUGUAUGUGAUAACUACCAGUCCAAGCCGGCCAACUGGGCACAUGCCAGGGUGGACAGUCUAUGCACUUACAGCACUUCUAAUUCUGACCAUAGUUGCCAUAUUGACUAAAGCACUGUUGCACAUAACCAUGAAAUCUCCUAGGUUAUCAUCUCCGACUAGCUUGGACAGUUGUCAUCGAGGGUCUACAGGAGAAAUCUGGAGCAUAUUCUACAAGCCUGCCACGUCAAUUUCUAUCUUCCCAAAGAAAAUUAAGAGUCCACACGAUGACCGCAAUCCUUUGGUAGGAGAAUAAAAUGCACUUUUGAAGACUUUUUAACACCACAGGGCUACCUUAGGAAACUCGUGUCACUUCUGUUGCUUGACAUCUGUCAAUAAAAAAAAAAAGAAA
Messenger RNA from Pelobates fuscus (common spadefoot toad), 1639 nucleotides. RefSeq names its product kringle containing transmembrane protein 1 (gene KREMEN1). The record is from RefSeq and is a predicted model, not a curated record. Lineage: Eukaryota; Metazoa; Chordata; Amphibia; Anura; Pelobatidae. Gene Ontology annotation, biological process: multicellular organism development; Wnt signaling pathway. Bases 191 to 1543 code for a protein of 450 amino acids. Gene Ontology annotation, cellular component: plasma membrane. The transcript has 9 exons.